Messenger RNA from Strongylocentrotus purpuratus (purple sea urchin), 1494 nucleotides. Its product is annotated as alpha-2 adrenergic receptor. The transcript has 2 exons. Bases 334 to 1494 code for a protein of 386 amino acids. Gene Ontology annotation, cellular component: membrane. The record is from RefSeq and is a predicted model, not a curated record. Gene Ontology annotation, molecular function: G protein-coupled receptor activity; single-strand selective uracil DNA N-glycosylase activity; oxidized pyrimidine nucleobase lesion DNA N-glycosylase activity. Gene Ontology annotation, biological process: base-excision repair; G protein-coupled receptor signaling pathway. NCBI's taxonomy places the organism in Eukaryota, Metazoa, Echinodermata, Echinoidea, Camarodonta, Strongylocentrotidae.
GUAUCAAUUUCCGAAAUGAUAACCUGAAAGAUAUCCUUUUCCCCCGGAUAUCAUGAUAGCGCAUUCUCGAUUCAAGGUGUGUUAGCUUUCCGGAUAUUUGUAAUGGCAAGGAGAGAAUUGUGUCGGACCAUUAUUGAGCAUAAUUUUCCUUCCUCCACAAGUUGAGUUGGCAGAUCCUCGUGAAACAUCAAUUUCAAGGUUUACCGCGUCGCUCUGUUGCAGGUUUAGAUUGGCUGAACCGACUACUAGGUCUGCAAGGCGGCAAGGAAUAUUUCUUUAGUUUUAAUAAUCAACGAUAUAUACCUUCAACGAUUCAUCUUAUCAAGAAAAGAAAUGGCGGACAAAAGCACCCUUAUGAUGUUAACCUAUACCCAACCAACCGUCAGUCUUCCCGAUGAUGAUUUUAAUGACAACACGGACUACUCCGAAAGAAUCAUCUUUUCAAUCGUCUUCAUCGUCAUCAGCAUCACUGGAAUCGUUGGAAAUACUCUCGUGAUCCUAGCCAUCGUUCUCUCUCGCAAACUGAGAUCGACCACCAACUGGUUCGUCUUGAAUCUCGCAUGCGUUGACUUGUUGACUUGUGUCUUCUUGAUCUUCUACGUCGUUGCUGUGCUAAGGCUGGAAGUCCUGUCCUACACGGGUUGGUUGUUAGCUUGGGCAGUCGGUAUCACUUUUACCUCCAUGUUGAGCCUUACCACCCAUGCACUCAUUGGCUUCACUAGUUGGUACCUCAUCAUCAAGAACUAUGCAAAAGCUAAGAAGCUCUUCACAACUCGGAAUAUCUCCAUCAUGGUUGCCUUUUCAUGGCUUAUCACCAUCAUCCUUUGCAUCGUUCUUUUCCUGACUGGAGCAUUCUCUGAAUACGCGGCCCAUUUUGUCACAGGCAUUUGGAUCGUUGGGCAUUUCGCGUUUAUUUUGACUGUCUACAUACAGAUUUGGAGAUUUGUAGCGCAGCAAGAGAAGGAAAUGGCGUCCAAAAGAGGAUUUGGUGCAAAGGCGCAGAGUGAAACUGAGAUGACUACCACCAACGCCUGCGAAAAAUCCGUUGCCAGUGAUCCAGAUCGUACGAUCAGGGAUGCUACCCUCAAACCAACACCCCUUUCAGCAGAGUGUGUAUCAGUUGAGGAAUGCGGGCAAUCUUCCUCUCAUCCUACAAGUCCAGCUGAUGUGUCACCACGAGAAGGAAAGGCGACAACAUUCCAAAAACAGACAGCGCCUAAGCUUAAUCGUAAGACGAUAACUGUUACCAAGAAUCUCUUAGUGAUUCUCAUUGCUUUCACCGUCUGCUUCAUUCCUUAUUCCAUUUGUAUGUUCAUUCCGGACGACUCUCUGGUGGAGCAUUGGCUCUUGGUCCUACUGUUUUCUAACAGCUGCAUCAAUCCCAUCAUUUAUGCGAGAAGGAUUCGUAUUUUUAGGGAGGUGAUGGUAUGCAUCAUACGAUGUAGGCUUGGAACCAUCCCCAUGCCAAUCACGUUUCUUCGGAGAAUGAGAUAG